This is a messenger RNA of Scleropages formosus (Asian bonytongue), 3493 nucleotides long. RefSeq names its product kelch-like protein 33. The transcript is spliced from 4 exons. The record is from RefSeq and is a predicted model, not a curated record. The coding region runs from base 512 to 2941 and encodes 809 amino acids. NCBI's taxonomy places the organism in Eukaryota, Metazoa, Chordata, Actinopteri, Osteoglossiformes, Osteoglossidae. Gene Ontology annotation, molecular function: protein binding.
AAUUUCCAAUAAGCUGUUUUUCAAUGUGGCAGGAAAUAUGACUGAAAGAAUACUCAGAAAGACAAAUAGUUAUUUACAGAGAUUUUUCUAGUACGAUGACAUUUUUCAUACAUUUUUUGAAUAGUUUCUUGCAACCAAUAAUAUCUGAAAUCAGAUCACCGAAAAUCAUACAUUCAUUCAUUUUUUCAUUUGGAGCCAAUGGAUGCCCACAAAAAUAAUGUAAUAGUCACGAUGCGAUAUUAAAACGGUAUACCACACUAAAUCUGAAGCUGUAGCUAAAUUUGGCUAUUAUACUCAGCAACUUUACUGAAACAAAAUCCCUUGACCUAGUAUCUAUAAUAAGCAGGUUGUUGUUUACGCUUUUCAAAGUGUUUAAAGGGAGUCACUCUGCAUGUGUCCGAAUUGACUAAUGCAAAAUUUGGACAGGCACCUUGUAAAAUCUCACAAGCACAUAAUUUAGGCUUCUGAGGGUCAUACAGAGGGACGCUUUCCUGCUGGUUAACCUUUGCAAAUGGAAUUAGUGUCACACCAGCUGCCAGGAGAAUGGGAAGAAAGGUGGAAGAAGGAGAAGGAACAGAGGAGGAAAAUGCAAGAGGAAGGUGGUGAAGGGCUAGAGGCAGAAAACAGAAAACUGAGGUGGAUUGUGGCUUACAACAGCCUUAAGAUGGGAGUGAGAGGUUCAAAGGAACUUGAAGAAGGAAGAGUAGAUAGGAAGAAUUAUGAGGAAGAACAAGAUGAAGAGGUUACCUACAUUUUCUGCAGACACACGCAUCCCAAAGAGAUGUUCCAGACCAUGAAAGAGUUCUAUGAAUCUGGACUUCUCACUGACCUGAUUCUGAAAACUACAGAUGGAGGAUACUUCUCCACACAUUUUCCCAUCAUGGCAGCGGUCAGUUCAUUUCUUCAUCACCAACUACAAGAGAGGGAAAAAGACAGAACACCCCAAGAAAAGACCGAGGGAAAUGAAACUAGAGAGCUUUGUAUUUCUCUGGGUCCAGAAGUGGAGCGCUCAGGGUUACCUGGAGUUGUCGAAUUUGCUUACACAGGAACCAUCAUGAACCUAAACAGAGAUGCAGUGGCAAAGGUCAGAGCUGCAGCUCAAACCUUGGAGGUUCCCAGAAUGCUGGAGCUCUGCAAUGAGGAAGAGGAAAGAAGGAAGAUGAAAGGGGAGGGGAAGCUACAGGAGAGGGUCAUAUCCUCUGAAAAACAGAUGGAGGUCACUCUCCAGUGUAUCGAACAAAUGCGGAAAGAAAAAUUGGGCUGUGAUGUGGAGCUGGAAGUUGAAGGCAGAGUUUUUCAUGUACACAAGGUGGUCUUGGCUGCCAGCAGUGACUACUUCCGUGGCAUGUUUACGAGCGGCAUGCGGGAAUCCUUCCAGCCAAUCAUAUCCCUCCAGUCUGUGGGGUCUGUGGAACUGGAAGCUCUCCUGAACUGCUCCUACACAGGAUCCCUGCCUCUGAGCUGGGGGUCAGUAUUCCAGAUCACUAUUACUGCCCUCCAGCUCCAGAUGCAGCCUGCUAUGUCCUUGUGCCUCGAUUUCCUCCACCAACGCAUAGAUCCAAACACCUGCCUGGAUGUGGCCUCCUUUGCUGAGGCUUAUGAGAUAGCUGAUCUUCAGGAGAUGGCAGAAGACUAUGUUCUGAGGCACUUCAGUGAGGUGGCAGCAACUCCCAAGUUCCUGGACUUGCCUUCAGACAAACUGGCAGAAUUCCUGCACUGUGACUCUCUGUCUGUCCCCUCUGAGCUGGCUGCAUUUCGAGCAGUGGUAGCUUGGAUUGAGGCUGACCCUGCCGAGAGGAUGGUUUUUGCUAAGGAGCUCAUGAAGGGUGUGCGAUUUCCUCUAAUGACCUUUCGGGAGUUUAGAGAAGUACGAGCUAUCAACCUUCGCAUGGAGUGUGAUGGUGAAAAAGAAGUAGAGCUGUAUGGAGCAGCACUCAAGGAGUUUGGGUUUGGUUUAUCAAAUUCUCAAGAUAAAUCCAGGGUCCGCCAUCCCAAAGACACUCUACUGGUUACUGGAGGAGAUAAGUUGGACCCUGAUUUUGGGAAACGACAACCAAGUAGGCAGUUGUGGUAUAUUAACUUGCUACGAAGCAAAACAGGCCUGGUGAAGGAGGUGGAAUGGAGGUUUCUGGGAGAAAUGCCAGAAUCUGCCAGAUUCCGACAUGCGGUUUCAGUCCUCGGAGGUCAGCUGUAUGUGGCAGGAGGAUGUCACCAUUAUGCUAAGGCUGAUACGUUAAGAUCUGCCUACAGGUACAAUCCAGUCCAGGAUGCUUGGCAGAGGCUGGCAGACAUGCACGAGCAGAGAAGCAACUUUUCGUUGGUGGUACGAGACCAACAACUAUAUGCCAUUGGUGGGGACAGGGACAUCAACAAUAACUUGGACAGUGUGGAAUGCUACUGCCCUGAGAGCAACCACUGGAGUUUUUCCCACCCUCUGGAACAUGCAUUGAGUGGACAUGCUGUCACAGUUUUGGAUGGGGAGAUCUUCAUCUCUGGGGGGUUUGAUUGCAAGUACCAGUGCCUGGUAUCUAUGUUCCUGUACCACCCGGAGAGAGGAAUCACCUACCUGUGCGACAUGAGUCAGGACCGAGCUCUGCACUGCAUGGAGAAGCUGGCUGGCCACUUGUAUGUUGCUGGAGGAGUUUGUAACCUACGUAAAUUCUACACAGACCAAUUGCUCUGUGAGAGGUACGACCCGCUGAUGGAUUCUUGGAGCUCCAUCCCGUCUCUCAGCAUCCCCCAUGUGAGUGGUGCGUCCGCAGUUUUGGAAGAUAAAAUCUACAUUCUGGGAGGCUACUGCCAAGAGGACUACAGCGAGUCGGGACUAGUGCAUCGCUACGACCCUGCGACCCUCCGCUGGGAGAACAUGGGCAGGAUGCCUGGACCCAACACAGAUAUACGAGCCUGUAUCCUCCACCUGCCCUCACACUUACGACACUAACAGGGACGGCAGCCACAUACACACGUGCCUCCGUAUUUAUAACAGUGACAAGGACAGGAGUCACUUGCACUCUUCCAUGUCUUUAAUGGCUCAUUAAGCUCUUCCAACUCAAUGAACAUUUUUCCACUCCCAUGAUUUUCCAGUAACUCCCAUGCUCUCCUUCUUCUCCAUCACUUAUAGCUUUUCUUAUCAACUUGCUUCAGCUCCACUGUUCAUUCCUUCUCCAUAUCCCAACUUCUCCUUUCCUUCCCCCUUUUGUCAGUUUAUAAAAUAAUAAUCAAUACCUUCCCUCUUGAUAUUACUACCAUUCUAUUUACCUUAUGUUUCUGGACAGUUUCAUGUUGUCCUCUUGUUCUUUCAGCUUGUUUACUAUCCUCAGCCAUGCGUUUGUAAUCUUGUUUAUGUGUGGUAAUACACCACCAUCUAGUGGUACGCUUUCUGAUCAUUGGUUGUGAUUCCUUCCAAAGAAAAGCUAGGUAUGAUUUUCUGUAUUGCCAUUGCUCAUUGUAAAUAAUUAUUUUGUGAAUAAUAAAUAAAAGUCAUUGUUUUAUG